Molecule: messenger RNA, 642 nt
Organism: Blepharisma stoltei
Lineage: Eukaryota; Ciliophora; Heterotrichea; Heterotrichida; Blepharismidae
Source: the annotation of a GenBank genome assembly
AUGAAGCAGAUCAUCAAGACAGAAAAACUUAAAGUUAUCGACGGCGUCAAAAUCACAGUAAAAGCCCGCAAAGUUACUGUAGAAGGUCCAAGAGGAACUCUCUCAAGAGACUUUAAACACCUCGCCUUAGAUAUCCAAGUUUUAGAUGAUGGAAAGCUUGUCAAGGUAGAUUGCUGGUUCGCCGAUCGCAAGCAAGCAGCUUGUGUGAGAAGUGUAUUAUCCCUAUCAAAAAAAGCCAAAAAUCACAAUAAAUAUUCUAAUAAAAAGACUAAUUCACUACAUAUAAAUAUAUCCGCAAUAGAAAACCUUAUGAUUGGAGUUGUAAAGGGCUUCGAAUACCACAUGAGAUUGGUCUAUGCUCACUUCCCUAUUAAUGUCCACAUCCCUAAUGACCACAAAUCCAUUGAAAUCAGAAACUACAUUGGAGAAAGACAGGUGAGAAGAAUCGCUAUGUUGCAAGGAGUGCUUAUUGAAAAGAGCGACGCCAUGAAGGACGAGCUAAUCUUGAAAGGAAAUGACUUGGAACUUGUAUCGAUGUCUGCUGCACUCAUCCAACAAUCUUGCUCAGUCAAGAAUAAGGAUGUCAGAAAGUUCCUUGAUGGGAUCUAUGUUAGCGAAAGAACAAAUAUAGUUAAAGAAUAA